Odobenus rosmarus divergens (Pacific walrus) is the source of this 1603-nucleotide messenger RNA. RefSeq names its product Williams-Beuren syndrome chromosomal region 16 protein homolog (gene RCC1L). The coding region runs from base 127 to 1518 and encodes 463 amino acids. The transcript has 11 exons. The record is from RefSeq and is a predicted model, not a curated record. Lineage: Eukaryota; Metazoa; Chordata; Mammalia; Carnivora; Odobenidae.
GGCGGCCCUCGGCGCCUUUGCCUUCAGCCAGUAGUCGACGUGGCCUCGGGCUCUUCCGCCGGGGCGUGGGGUCAAGGGUCACCCAAGAUGGCGGCCUCCAGGAGGCGCUGAGGCCUGGAGCGGAGGAUGGCGCUGGCGGCGCUGGCGGCCGGGGCUCGGCUGGGGCGGCGGCUGAGCCGGCCGGGCCCAGGGCUGAGGCCGGGGCGAGGGCACCGGACGGCGGCCGGGCGCUCGCGGAGCUCGUGCGAGGCGGACGCACCCGUGUUCCAGUACGUGGGCGAGCGGGCGGCCCGGGCCGACCGCAUCUUCGUGUGGGGCUUCAGCUUCUCGGGGGCGCUGGGCGUGCCCACCUUCGUGCUGCCCAGCGCUGGGCCCAAGCACCGCGCCGGCUCGCGGCCGCCCCGCAGGAUCCAGCCCGUGCCCUACCGCCUGGAGCUGGACCAGAAGAUUUCAUCUGUUGCCUGUGGCUAUGGAUUCACACUGCUAUCCUCUAAAACUAAGGAUGUGACGAAAGUUUGGGGUAUGGGGCUCAACAAAGAUUCCCAGCUUGGAUUUCACAGGAGCCGCAAAGAUAAAACCAGGGGAUACGAGUAUGUUCUGGAGCCUUCGCCCGUCCCACUGCCUCUGGACAGACCUCAGGAGACCCAGGUGCUGCAGGUCUCCUGCGGCAGAGCCCACUCUCUCAUCCUGACAGACCGCGAAGGAGUCUUUAGCAUGGGAAACAAUUCUUACGGGCAGUGCGGAAGAAACGUGGUCGAAAAUGAAAUUUACAGCGAAAGUCACAAAGUCAACAGAAUGCAGGACUUCGAUGGGCAGGUGGUCCAGGUGGUUUGUGGCCAGGACCAUAGCCUGUUCCUGACGGACAAAGGAGAAGUCUACUCUUGUGGCUGGGGCGCCGACGGGCAAACAGGUCUGGGCCACUACCAUAUCACCAGCGUCCCCACCAAGCUGGCCGGGGACCUGGCCGGAGUGAACAUCGUGCAGGUGGCCACCCACGGUGAUUGCUGCCUGGCCGUGUCUGCUGAGGGCGGCCUCUUCGGUUGGGGGAACUCGGAGUACCUGCAGCUGGCCGCCGUUACCGACUCCACACAGGUGAACGUCCCCCGGUGCUUACCCUUCUCAGGAGUGGGGAAGGUGAGGCAGGCUGCGUGCGGUGGUACAGGCUGCGCUGUGUUAAAUGGAGAAGGACAUGUUUUCGUCUGGGGCUACGGAAUUCUUGGGAAAGGACCGAACCUUGUGGAAAGUGCACUUCCCGAGGUGAUCCCACCCACUCUCUUCGGCCUGACGGAGUUCAACCCGGAAGUCCAAGUUUCCCUCAUCCGAUGUGGCCUCAGCCACUUUGCUGCCCUGACCAACAAAGGAGAGCUGUUUGUGUGGGGCAAGAACAUCCGAGGGUGCCUGGGCAUCGGUCGCCUGGAAGACCAGUAUUUCCCAUGGAGGGUGACCAUGCCUGGGGAGCCCGUGGAUGUGGCGUGUGGUGUGGAUCACAUGGUGACUCUGGCCAAGUCUUUCGUCUGAAGCCCCUCCCUGACCUGCUUGAGCCCGGAACCGGAACCUGGCCUCAGAACCACUGGGACUGCUUGGCAGAGGCCUCCAGCGGGGC